UAUUCUUGCUAAAGAAAGCACAAAAUGAGACAGCUGCAAACCGUUCUGUAUCUCUACCUGCUCUCGAUGCUGCAACGAAAAGCUUGCUUCAAUUGCCAAAGAAGACGUGCUUUUUAGCGAGUGUUAUUGAUCUGAAGUAGCAUAGCCAUGUUUCAUUGAGUAAAACGGGAUUCCUGACAGCAAAAUGAAAACUGUGACACUUUGUACUGCAAAAUGAGCCUAGUGUGGAAUUCAAGUCCUGAUUUGCACCUCGGCUCCACAGAGCUGCUGCCCUAGCAGGUGUACAUAACUUUGCAAGCGAUCGGCUGGAAGAUGCUUAGGCUGCAGAAUGAGCUCACCACAUGAUCAUAAAGGGCUUUAAAAAGAGCUGCUAAUGGCAUUUUACAAGUGCUGAAAUUUGGGCCUUUCCUAGGAAUUAUUUGUACUCGAAUGUUUAGCAACCUAUGCGUAUGUUGUUUGUUAGGCAGAUUUACUUAGAAUUGGCAUGAGCUUGUUUGGAAACAUAUUCGAUAACAGCACUAACUUUUCAAGCGAUUUGACAACAAAGGUCGACAGAGAUAUUGUAUCCAAAGUGUCAGACUACAUAGACAAAAAGGUUGGACAAAAGAUAUGGCAACAAAACGGGACAAAAACGCCAGAAAAAUUUCCGGAAAAACGUUGUGCAUCGUCUACAGUUACAACCCCGAUAGAAAAGGUCAAGACGUUUGAUCUUUCACCAAAGAAUCAAAAUAUUGUUGAUUAUUGCACAUCGCUGAUCAAUCUUGAUUUCCAUGGACAGUGCGAGGAAGAGCAAGCCCUUUUGCCACCAACAACUGUGAAGAGUGGCAUUAGAUUAUCAGAGGCGCUCUCAGGUAUAGAUGAAGUACUUCGCAGUGUUGAUCAAGAUUUUUCUGGGGAAGAAGAAGAAUUCCAAUUUUAUUUACAAGUAUGCCUUGAAGCAAGGCAGCCUUCUGCCAAUGCAAACCCAAGACUUUCAAGAAAGUUUCAUGCAGAUGCAAAGAAGUUUGUUCAAAUAUACAAAGAGAGAGAAACUGUUUCUGAAGAAUUGACUCACAUUGAAUACUGGGCGACUCGUCAGCAACUUCUGUCUGGGAAGGUCGUCGCGGACUGGCUGGAUCUUAAUUAUGGACCAAUGGAUCCUAUCUUUGGUGUUUUGCUAAAUCCAACAUUGGGAAGAACCGGUCCUGGUGACAGCGGCUGGGUCCACAAAUUUCUCUUUGAUGACAGUGGACCGAUGGCCUAUCACUCUGCCGUCCAUGAUGCCUUUGGCUAUUUGAUAUCUCAUCAUAAUGUAGGCCCUGGGUACGACUACCUUGGAGCUUGGUCUUUGUUUGAAUCCCACACGUGUAUGUCUGGCCAGCUAUCUGGGAUAAAGUUCUGGAGAGAUAAAUUAAAGACCACUGGAGAGGUUCCAGCUAAAACGGUUUAAUUGAAACAAAAACUGUUCUUGAAACAAUGGAGCUCGUUCUGCUUAAAAGUGGCUUACUGUAACUGGGAAAGAACUUAAACCUUGAAUUCCUAAUAUUUUCGCCGAUGCUUUAAAAGUGUUAGCAGAAUGUUUGUUUGGUGAAUAAACUUAUACAUGAAAUGUAAGAAUCAUUUAAAGGAUUGUUUAUCUUUAGCUUCUGCUUAAAGUUUUCAUUGAAUAUUUUUUUUUUCAGAACACCAUUUUUAUUCCCCUUUUAAUCAUGUUUAUUGUUUUGUGAACAUUGCUGUUUAAGAAUAUUGCUUUUGCUAGAUAGUUUUGGUGUAAAACGAACUAAACUAGUUUUAUGUAUCAAAACAAACAUUUAUUUAAGACGUCUGAAAUGAAACAGAUGUAGGGCUAAAAUGUAAAAUUAAAAGAUUUUCUAUAGUAAAGCUGGUAUCGAUUUUCUUUCCAAAUAGUAAUUAUUAGAAAAACCAUUAUCAAUUUUCUUUUCAAAUUUCAAAUGAAUCUAGUCUUUACAUUAUAGAUUGUUUAUGGCUUGA
Rhopilema esculentum is the source of this 1971-nucleotide messenger RNA. RefSeq lists its product as uncharacterized. Lineage: Eukaryota; Metazoa; Cnidaria; Scyphozoa; Rhizostomeae; Rhizostomatidae. The record is from RefSeq and is a predicted model, not a curated record.